Molecule: messenger RNA, 1955 nt
Organism: Heterotrigona itama
Lineage: Eukaryota; Metazoa; Arthropoda; Insecta; Hymenoptera; Apidae
Source: the annotation of a GenBank genome assembly
UGGCGUGCUCUUUCGCGAAACGCUGACUCUGUCAUUCCAUCUGUCUUUGCAUCCUGCCAAGUUCCGUUAUAUAAUUUUCAUCGCGAUCAGGUUCGUCGCGUUGCCAUCGGGUCCAUUUGCUCUUUUUACCUGAGCAACCAUCGUGCAUCAAUGGGAACAAACGUGAAAAGACGGCACUCCGAUUUGCCGCAUUUCAAGUCAGUUACGAGAAUUUCCAACUUUCCUAUUAUAGAAUACAGUAUAAAUAUCGCCGGCAAUGCCUACGCUAGGAUAAAGCGAUCGCAUUCACUGGUGGAUUGGAGUUUGUGCACUGCUGAGAACUCGCUGGCGAUCGCCACAGCGUCAGCGAAACCGAUUACGAAUGCGAUUUCGGUAUUGAACGGUCCUAUCGCGACGAUCGAUCAGUUGCUUUGCAAAGGUAUCGAUAUCGUUGAGCAGAGAGUACCGGCCGUGCAUCUUCCUCCUCAUCUUAUGUACCGGAACGCACGAGAGUAUGUAAACGUGAAAAUCGUCAGGCCUGUUUUGACACGUGCCGAAAGUGUGAAAGAGAUAGGAAAUCAAGCUGCGAACGCGGCGGCAGACAGAUUAGACGGUGCUCUGACUGUUGCUGACAAAUAUGUUGAUCGUUACUUGCCUGCUGACGUUACCGACGGCGUAGAUGACGUUUCUUCUUCCGAACCGGUGAGCAAGACCAAACGAACGAUCAAACGCGGCGCCAGACUUUCUAAGAAAUUACAGCAUCGACUAACGCGUCGCACGUUGGCAGAAGCUCGUGCUUUGAAAGACCAGGGGACAGAGUGUAUCCAUAUACUUCUGUAUGUCGUAGAAUUGUUAGCAACGGAUCCAAAACUAGCGUUUCAAAAGGCGAAAGAACUUUGGAAAACGUUGAGCCUGCCCGAGCCAGAGAAUCAAGCUAGGCCAACCACUCUGGAGCAGUUGUUGGUUCUUCUGACGCGUGAAUCUGCGCGCCGUAUUGUUCAUCUGGUGAAUGGGACGGCAGCGUUAGCAUCGAAAGCUCCAAGCAGUCUUGCCAGACUUCUCAUUACAGUUGCUUGCCAAUUGUCGGUGGUUGUCGAUGCUACCCUCGAGAUGAUGUCGGCCAUUGGCAAGAAGAUUCUUGGGAGAGAGAGAAUCUCAGCGAUAUAUACGGUCAUAGACAGGCUCAACUCAAUUGCAAAUCGUUUGCUGGAGCAGUUCGCAGCUUUUCUAGCUGGUCGUCCAACAGUUUCCAAAGUAACAAACGUGGAGGGUCAUCAGCAAAACCACAAUAAUCACACACUGGUGUCUUCGAAUCCUGCAGUUAACGGUAUCGAGUAACAAAAAAAAACGAUGCUUGAAUAUUAUUCGUGAGUUCCAUCUUAUAUAUAGCUAUGUAUGUAUCAGGAAAAUCUCUCACUGAAAUUCCACACAAAAUUCAAUGUUUGAAUCUUUCUACUCUCACGUUCAGAUAAGCAAUUAACUGAUACUUUUCUUUUUAUCGAGGGCACAGCAUAUCCGUGUCGUCUACUUAUUCUUUAUCCUUGGUGUACGAACUUUAAUUAAUGUUUAGAAUGUUAAGAAAAUGUAAAAAUAAAUAUUAUAGUAAUUUCCACAAUGAUUACGAUGUCAACGAUCAUGUAGGAUUUACGUUCGUGCACUCUCGUGCGUUAUAUGUUUUUGUUAUCGAUGUUUCGUUUCUAUCUCUAUAAUUGUACUAAAAUUAAACAUAUUAAAUAUAAUUAUUACAUUGUAAAUUGUGUCUGUUUAAUCCGAUGCAAGUUUCGUUGCACUGGCCCCGUGCAUUCAUAAUUAUUCUUAGUAUAUUUCUUUGUAUUUUACUUCGUCAAACGAUAAAGUAUAAAUGUUUAUAUUAAAUUGUGCAGAGAAUUGUCACGAUGGUUAUAAGUAUAAUAAAUAAGUUACGAAUAAGUAAGCGAAUUUAGAUAAGUAAUUUUUUUCAAAGCAUCGAUGUAACC